GGCAGGAAGCAGCUCACGCUAAUUUUUUUUUUUUUCAGCUUCAGAAGAGAAACAAACUGUUCAGUGUUUCACCUGGAAAAGAGGAGAAGACGGAGUUACAUGGGAACCUAUUAGACACCCAUUCUGCUGUCAGCCGAGAGAGAGAGAGAGACAGAAAGAGAGAGAGAGAGACAGAGAGAAAGAGAGAGAGACUGUAAACAAUGGGGGACAUGCAAGGAUUUCAUCCCGGCUCGUUGCUGGAAGCUAAACGCAUGGCGUACCGGAAGGUGUGCGCCAGCCGCGGCAGCGCCGCCAUCUCUCAGGACCUGGAGAGCGAAGGGCUUCAGAUGGCCUCUCUGGAUAUGGAGUGGGAGAUGGAGAAAGAGCUGGAGGAGCCAGGAGGCCUGGACCACUUCCAGCUGGAGCACCGGCCCAUGGAAACCUCGUCCAGCGGGGCCAUGGAUCCGGACCUGGAGCCCAUCCAGCCCUCCGCGUCCCCCCACGGCCGGUUCCAACGGCUGCAGGAGGACCCCAACUACACCUCCCAUUUCAGCAGGACGAUGCCCAAGAGCCAGAGGAGGAGCGGGGCAUGCAUAGCCAAAUACCUGCUGGCUGGAGCAGGGGUGUUUUUUGUUGGACUGCUCAUUGGACUGUACACCCACAGGGCGGAGAAACAGCCGGAAAUAUCCAAUCAGAGCACAGACUUGCUGGAAAGGGUCGUACAGAGCAUCACUGCAGAGAAGAUCCAGGCACUACAAAGGGAAUUCCAAGCCACGACCAGUGAGGAGGAUCGAGUGAAAGGCCUCGCCCAGAAAUGGGAGGAGCUGGGCCUGAAGAACGUCCAGCUGUCCAGUUACAACGUCCUCCUCAGCCAUCCCGGCCCCAGGCCCAACACAAUCGUUGACAUGACCACUAAGCAUUGUUACCUGCCCAGCGGACACAGCUGCGACACCUGGGGCAAUCCAUCAUAUUCUACUGAGCAGCUCUUUGCCAUGGCGACCUACUCGGCCGUGGGGACUCUGGAGGCGGAGGUGGUGGACGUACAGUAUGGAAGUUCUGAAGAUUUGAGGCGGAUCAGAGCUGAGAUGAAUGUGACCAAUAAAAUAGCUGUACUAAAGCUGGGACAAGCACCUUUACUCUAUAUGCUGUCCCGUUUGGCUGAGAUGGGCUUUGGAGGUUCUCUUCUGUAUGUGGAACCCUGUGAUGUCAUCACAGAGCAGGAAAUAUGGUGGAAAGCCUUUGGUGUGACAUUAAACCCAGGAGGAGACCCCUCCACUCCAGACUACCCCAGCACUGACAGGAGCUACAGGGCGGACCGUCGCAAUCUGACAUCACUGCUGGUUCAGCCAAUCUCUACCUCCCUAGCUAAAGUGCUGCUGUACGCCCCUGCCAUGGACAUCGGUCGACCCUGCGUUCCUCUGGCCAUGACGCCACCCUCAGAACGGAAGAUUGUAAAUCUCACCAUCGGCUCUCGAACUUCCUAUGGGAAAGUGCACAAUGUGGUUGGCUACCUGAGAGGCAAGAUUAAUCCAGAUCGAUACGUGCUGGUUGGGGGUCGUCACAGCAGCUGGUACGAGGGCACCGCGGCAGACUGGAGUGGCAGCGCCGCUGCCGUGACUCAGAUCAUAGAGUCCAUCACAGCUCAGGCCCGAGCAGGCUGGCAGCCGGACCGUACCAUCGUCUUCUGCUCGUGGGGGGGAUCUGCGCUGGGCAACAUCGGCUCCUUUGAAUGGGGGGAGGAGAACAGACUGGUUCUGGAGAGCAGGGCAGUGGCUUAUGUCAGCCUGCACAGUCCAGUCAGACCACGAGGACCCCAGUCCACCGCGUCCCCCUCUCUACUGCAGCUGGCCUCAGACAUCGGCAAGAAACAGGUAAAGAGCUGCACUGAAGCUAAAGGCUGUCCUGACUUAAAUGUCAGCUCACUGCAGUCCCCUGUGGCCCUGGACUUCUUCUCCAGUCAUCUCGCGGUUCCAGCGCUGGAGUUCGCUUUCUCAGCCAAUCCCACAGAGAGGGCCCGCUUCCUCUCCGAGGCUUUCUUCCCCUCUGAGUCAUUGUUAGCGGAGACCUUGGAUCCUGCCUUCAGACUCCACGAGGCGGUUGCUAAGAUGACAGCAGAGGCCAUCCUGCGUCUAAGCACUGAUCCUGUCCUUCCCUUUUACCCCUUGGACAUAGCGCUGGACAUCCAGAAUAAACUCAAAGAUGACCCUUUAAGCAGGCCUGAUCUCCUGGCCGCUGCUGCCUCUCUCCGAGACAAUUCCAGCUUCUUCCAGUCCGAGAUCAUGCGCCCUGCCAACGACCCCAAAGAGCGUGACCCUUCCCACGUGCGAAUGCUGAACGACGUGCUGCGAGACCUGGAGAAAAGCUUUCUCGUUUCGAGUCCACCGCCGGGUUUCUCACGGAACAUCCUUUAUGGGCUGAAUACCCAAACGCCAGGCUUCGCCAUCCUGAAGGCCGCCCAGGAAGAACCCGACCGCAGCAGUGUUGAUCAGUCAUUAUCCCAGGUGUCCAACUCCAUCAGCUCUGCUGAGAAGCUGGUCUACAGUGGACUGGAGCUGUUUGAGAACGAUCCUGAGGACAGCUCUUACUAAAGCAGCUGAAAUAAAGCACCUCACUACAGCACUGCACUGCACCUGAGCACUAUUCAGGCCUCAACUGCACAACUGCGUUUCUUCUCCGUGUGAAAUUGUGAACUUGAUAAUAAUAAGAGUGUGUAGCACUACAUGAUCUACAGACCCUAGAGAAAUGCAGGGUGGACUCAAGAACAUAUGGAUUAUAUUACAACUCCCAAAGGCAUCGGACAUCCAAAUUUAUAUCUCAGCUGUAAGAUUAAUGGCAGAGAUGGCGGGAAGUCAAACUGUAUAACCUGCAAUGGAUGGUGGACAUGGUCCCAGAGGGCAGGAGGACACACAAAAGCACCAGCACUGGGAACUGGGAGCAUGAUGUAGACUACAGUCUCAGGGCUGGUAAUGCCCAAUAGGUUGUAAUUUAUCUUUAUCUGCGCUCUUAAAAACAAAGGGGUUCCUUGGAGUAUUGGAUUUUUUUUGGCUCUCGAAAAAAUGAAGAUGAAACUAGUAUGAGGAACCUUUUUGAAUCAUUUUAAGGUAAUAACACAUCUCCACAUAACUUAACAGUUCAGGUACAUUCAAAAACCGCUAUAUAAUAAUGCACUUCUUUAACAAAUUAAUUUAUUAAUAUAUACAGUACCAGUAAAACACACCUUCAAUUUUGUGCUUUUACAUUAUUGUAAAAUGUUCUGCAUUGUAGAUUAAUACUUACGUAAUCCAAACUAUGAAUAAAAACGUAUGGAAUUAUUUAUUAAACAAAAACUGUAAAACAAACCAGGAUAUAUUUUAGAUUUUAGAUUUUUCAAAGUAGCACCUCUUGCUUAGAUUAGACAGUUUUGCACAUCCUGGCUGGAUUUUCUCAGUCAGUUUCAUGAGGUAGAGUCAGCUGGAAUUCAGGCUUUCAGUUAACAGCUGAAACUCUCAUCAAGAGUUAAUUACUUGAUUUUUUUUGUCUCUUAAUGUGUUUGAGAGCAUCAGUUGUAAAGUAGUGAAGAGGUAGAGUGCAGUCACUGCAAGGACCAUCAAAAAUGUUAUGAUGAUGAAACUGGCUCUCAUCAGGAUUGCCCCAGUAAAGGAAGAGUAAGGGCGUUUUCACACCUGUAGUUCGUUUCUCUGGUCCGAAUCAGUUAAUGAGUUCGUUUACUUGGAGCGUUUUCUCUCUCUGUUAAGUCUGGUUUCACAUAGGCAUAAAUGUAAACGCACCAAAAUGCGCACCAAUAAACCACGUGAGCAGGCUGUGUCCUGUGAUUGG
This is a messenger RNA of Astyanax mexicanus (Mexican tetra), 3795 nucleotides long. Its product is annotated as inactive N-acetylated-alpha-linked acidic dipeptidase-like protein 2. The transcript has 14 exons. The record is from RefSeq and is a predicted model, not a curated record. The coding region runs from base 201 to 2567 and encodes 788 amino acids. NCBI's taxonomy places the organism in Eukaryota, Metazoa, Chordata, Actinopteri, Characiformes, Acestrorhamphidae.